Messenger RNA from Coniosporium apollinis CBS 100218, 3027 nucleotides. Its product is annotated as Ca2+ transporting ATPase, sarcoplasmic/endoplasmic reticulum. Gene Ontology annotation, cellular component: membrane. The coding region runs from base 1 to 3027 and encodes 1008 amino acids. The transcript is spliced from 7 exons. The record is from RefSeq and is a predicted model, not a curated record. Gene Ontology annotation, molecular function: ATP binding; P-type calcium transporter activity; ATP hydrolysis activity. Gene Ontology annotation, biological process: calcium ion transmembrane transport; intracellular calcium ion homeostasis. Lineage: Eukaryota; Fungi; Ascomycota; Dothideomycetes.
AUGGAUAAUGCGUAUAUCAAGUCUCCGAAGGAGGCUCUCAGUCACUUCCAUGUCUCGGAGCACACGGGACUUCCCGAAGACCGCCUAAAGAGUUCGAGGGAAAAAUAUGGCAGCAACUCGAUACCGGAAGACCCUCCGACGCCAAUCUGGCAGCUCAUACUUGAGCAGUUCAAGGACCAGCUGGUCCUUAUACUCCUGGGCUCGGCCGCCGUAUCCUUCGUUCUAGCGCUAUUUGAGCAAGAAGAGGGUUGGACAGCCUUUGUGGACCCAGCGGUGAUUCUCACCAUCCUAGUACUAAAUUCCAUCGUCGGCGUGUCACAAGAAAGCAGCGCCGAGAAAGCCAUCGCAGCCCUACAAGAGUACUCCGCAAACGAAGCGAAGGUUAUCCGCGAUGGAUCUGUCAAGCGCAUAAAAGCAGACGAGCUGGUACCAGGAGAUGUUGUCACCGUGGCGGUGGGUGACAGGAUACCAGCCGACUGCAGGCUACUCUCGAUCCAGAGCAACAGUUUUAGCGUGGACCAGUCCAUCCUCACCGGCGAAAGCGAGAGUGUUGGAAAGGACCCAAAGGCGAUCAAGGAUCCGGAUGCCGUUAAGCAGGAUCAGACCAACAUGCUCUUUUCAGGGACAACGGUGGUCACUGGGCACGCGAAUGCGCUGGUCGUGUUGACGGGACCUAAUACGGCUAUUGGAGACAUUCAUGAGAGUAUCAUGACGCAAAUUUCGGCGCCGACACCGCUGAAGGAGAAGUUGAAUGACUUCGGGGAUAUGCUAGCUAAGGUCAUCACGGGAAUCUGUAUACUUGUGUGGGUUAUCAACUACAAGAACUUCAGUGAUCCUUCGCACGGAAGCUGGAUGAAGGGCGCGAUUUACUAUCUCAAGAUUGCUGUAUCCCUAGGCGUCGCAGCAAUACCCGAAGGCCUUGCUGUAGUGAUCACUACCUGCUUGGCGUUGGGCACGCGCAAAAUGGCGGCCAAGAACGCUGUCGUCCGAAGCCUUCCGUCAGUCGAGACCCUCGGCAGCUGCAGCGUCAUCUGCUCCGACAAAACAGGGACCUUAACCACGAAUCAGAUGAGCGUUAACAAGAUUGUGUUCAUCAACGAAGAUGGCUCAGGCCUCGAGGAGAUUAAUGUCGAAGGGACGAACUUUGCCCCUGAUGGUGCUAUCACUUUCCGCGGCAAAGACAUUGAGAAUCCCGCUGCUGCGUUCGCGACUGUCGCGAAGCUUUCCGAGGUCGCAGCUAUCUGCAACGAAGCUAAGCUAUCAUUCGACCCGAAGAGCGGCAACUACAGCAUUGUUGGCGAGCCCACAGAAGGCGCAUUGCGUGUUCUGGUUGAAAAGAUUGGCACGCCGUACGAGGUUGCCAAUGGCUCGUUGGUCAGCGUAUCCCCGGACCAACGGCUUCACCAUGCCAGCGCGUUCUACGAAAGCCGGGCGCCGAAAGUGGCAACCUAUGAGUUUUCCCGGGACAGGAAGAGCAUGUCCGUGCUUGUGGAUGGUCGAGCUGGGCAGCGGCUGCUCGUCAAGGGAGCGCCGGAGUCGAUACUUGAUCGAUGUUCGCAUGUUUUAGUAGGGCGAAAUGCGAGGAAGGUUUCUCUAAACCGCAAGCUGUCGAAACUGAUCUCUGACGAGAUCAUCGAGUAUGGCAACCGUGGCCUGCGAGUGAUCGCGCUAGCGUCAGUGGACGACAUCUCUGGCAACUCUCUCACAAAAAGAGCCAAGACGACCAAGGAGUACAUGCAGCUCGAGCAGAACAUGACCUUGAUCGGCCUCGUUGGCAUGCUAGACCCGCCCCGUCGGGAGGUCGCAGAGUCGAUCCGCAAAUGCCGACAGGCAGGCAUCCGCGUGAUAGUCAUCACCGGCGACAACCAGAACACGGCCGAGACCAUCUGCCGCCAGAUCGGCGUUUUCGGAGCGGACGAAGAUCUCACCGGCAAGAGCUAUACCGGCCGGCAAUUUGACGACCUCAACGAAAGCGAGAAGCUAGAAGCCGUAAAGCGCGCUUCGCUCUUCUCACGGACAGAGCCCACGCACAAGUCCAAGCUGGUUGAUCUUCUCCAGUCCGCGGGCGAAGUCGUAGCCAUGACCGGCGACGGUGUAAAUGAUGCGCCAGCCCUGAAGAAAGCGGAUAUUGGCGUCGCUAUGGGUUCCGGUACAGAUGUCGCCAAGCUCGCGGCGGAUAUGGUGCUUGCGGAUAACAACUUCGCGACCAUCGAGAGCGCGGUCGAGGAGGGCCGGUCGAUCUACAACAACACGCAGCAAUUCAUCCGGUACCUCAUCUCGUCGAAUAUCGGCGAGGUUGUCUCGAUUUUUUUGACUGCGGCGGCGGGAAUGCCGGAAGCGCUGAUUCCGGUGCAGCUGCUUUGGGUCAACCUGGUCACUGAUGGCCUGCCGGCUACGGCGCUCUCGUUCAAUCCACCGGAUCACGAUGUCAUGAAACGGCCGCCGCGUAAGCGUGAUGAGGCAUUGGUGGGUGGAUGGCUGUUCUUCAGGUACAUGGUCAUUGGCACGUAUGUCGGGGCGGCGACGGUGUUCGGUUACGCAUGGUGGUUCAUGUGGAAUCCUGAGGGGCCGCAGAUAUCAUUUUACCAGCUCACACACUUCCACAGCUGCUCGACUCAGUUCCCCGAGAUCGGCUGCGAGAUGUUCUCGAAUGAUAUGGCCAAGUCUGCGUCAACAGUUUCGUUGUCGAUCCUCGUCGUCAUUGAAAUGCUCAACGCCAUGAACGCCCUCUCCUCGAGCGAAUCCCUUCUCACGCUUCCCCUCUGGUCAAACAUGAUUCUCGUCUACGCCAUCACCCUCUCCAUGGCGCUGCACUUCGCGCUUCUCUACCUCCCCUUCCUGAGCAACCUUUUCUCGAUCGUGUCGCUGAACUGGAAUGAGUGGCGGGCCGUGCUGUAUAUCAGUUUUCCGAUUAUAUUUAUGGACGAGGCGCUAAAGCUGGUGGAGAGAACGGUGUUUAUGCCGAGCCAGGCAAGAGAGGCGCAAGCGCAUGGGAAGCCGGUGUUGAAUGGAAAGAAGGUGGAGUAG